AGACGUAUAAAACCAAGCAAUUCAAGUGUCCUCUCUUCGCUAAUCACCUCUUGCCAAACUUGUGUUAACGAUACAACACAACACCAAAAGAAAAAAACCACAUCUUAUAAUAACUAUAGAUUAUAGUUGAUUAAUUAGUUCAAAAAGUAAAAAUUAUAAUUGAUUAAGCUUCACUUAAUCAAUUUAAUCAUGGAGUUUUUCAAUAAAUCAAAAGUGAUUAAGCUUCGAAGCCAUUUAGAUAAGUACCUAAUAGUCGACGACGACAAAAUCAGCAAAAUCAAAAUCCGUCAGAGCAGAAACGGAACAGUUAGAAGAGCUGAAUGGACGGUUGAAGAAGUAGAGAAUCGUCGUCACGUGAUACGGUUAAAGAGCUAUAACGGAAAAUACUUAACGGCAACGGAAAUACCGUUUCGGUUAGGCGUGACGGGAAAAACGGUUAUAUUGACGGAGUUAGAUGAAGGUUUAGUAGAUGGAAGAAACGAGUGGGAACCGAUAAGGGAUGGGUUUCAGAUAAAGUUGAGGAGUUGGUGUGGGAAGUAUUUAAAGGGAAACGGCGGAGCGCCGCCGUGGAGGAACAGCGUGACGACGGAUGAUUUUUUUGGUUCUGUGAAACAGGAUUGUGUUCUAUGGGAUGUUGAAGCUGUGAUGGAAGAGAAUAUGAAUGAAAUAGUUUUUGAGAGAUUGUUAUCGUCUUUUGCUUCUGAUGAUGUUUCUUUUAGCUCUGAUACGGAGUCUCCGAUGUCUGUUUUCUCCCUUUCGUCACCGCCGGCAACAGAGAAUUUUCAGACAACAAAACCCAACAAGCUACGAACUGGAAUGGACUUCUUCCACAGAGCAAAAGCAGUCCGUCUCAAAAGCCACCACGACAAAUACCUUCUAGCAGAAGAAGAUGAAGAGUCCGUCACACAACACAGAAACGGUUCCUCAAAAAACGCUAAAUGGACAGUCGAGUAUGUCCCAGAUUACGACAACGUUAUCCGUCUCAAAAGCUGUUACGGCAAAUACCUCACAGCUUCCGACCAGCCUUUCCUUCUCGGCAUGACGGGUCGCAAAGUUCUUCAAACACUUCCAAAUACAAUCGAUUCGUCUGUUGAAUGGGAGCCCGUUAGAGACGGUGUUCGUGUGAAGCUGAAGACACGGUAUGGGAAUUUUCUUAGAGGGAACGGUGGGUUGCCACCGUGGAGGAAUACUGUGACGCAUGAUAUUCCUCAUAGAACUGUUACUCAGGAUUGGAUUUUGUGGGAUGUUGAUGUUGUUGAGAUUAAUGUUAGUAAACAUGGUUCGGAUCCAGCUUUUGAAAACAACAACACGCCUUCACCUGCUGUUGUUGUGCCUACUGUUUCUGCAAGCUUUUCUAGGCAACAGUCUAAUGAAUUGAGUGUUGGUGUCUCUCCAAAGACGAAAGAGGGUAGGGUUAUAUAUUACCAUGUUGCUGAAGAUGAUAGAGAGGUGAGUGAUGAAGGUGUGGAAGGAUAUUCUUUGAUUUUCAAAGGGAAUGGAGUUGAUGAUUUGAGAAAGAAGUUUGAGGAAGAGACAGGACUAGAGGGAAUCAUUGUGUGUAAUAAGAGUCCUUUGAAUGGAAAACUGUAUCCUCUUCGCUUGCAGCUUCCUCCAAACAAUGUCACUAUGCAUGUUGUUUUGGUUCUUCCCUUCUCAAAAGUGGCAACAGAGUUGGAGGCACAAGGUUUGCUUUGAGAAGCCAAAUUUUGCAACACACAACCUUUGUACAUGCUACAUACUGGUUCAAGCUUGUGAGUGUAAUAUGUGAAAACAGUUAUGAUUUGAGAAUGUUUUGUACUAGUCCAUUGCAUUUAUUCAUCAGAUUCCUAUGGAAGCAUCUUAAAACAGUGAUGGAAAUGGAUCGUAAGUACUACAGCAAUUACCAUUCAUGAAUGAAUAGGAUAGGCAAUUCUGAUGGUGCUUUUGUUUAUAGACUUUUUGAUUGGAUUAAUUUAGUGUUGUUCGAUGGUUUUGUAAUAUACUCUAAGGCAUAUGUAUAUAUAAAUUUAUGCUUUACAUCUGAA
Messenger RNA from Lathyrus oleraceus (garden pea), 2024 nucleotides. RefSeq lists its product as uncharacterized. NCBI's taxonomy places the organism in Eukaryota, Viridiplantae, Streptophyta, Magnoliopsida, Fabales, Fabaceae. The record is from RefSeq and is a predicted model, not a curated record. The coding region runs from base 190 to 1695 and encodes 501 amino acids. The transcript is spliced from 4 exons.